Molecule: messenger RNA, 1044 nt
Organism: Purpureocillium lilacinum
Lineage: Eukaryota; Fungi; Ascomycota; Sordariomycetes; Hypocreales; Ophiocordycipitaceae
Source: RefSeq, a predicted model, not a curated record
AUGAAGCUGUCUCUCCUGUCCGGCCUCGCCACGGUCGCACUCUCGGCCGGCGGCGCCCUCGCGCAGGCCACGGCCGCCACGGGCACCAUCGACAAGGGCCCGUGGCCCGAGGACCUCAACGGGUCCAACUUCACGUACCCGUGGCCCGUCCAGGUGUUCAAGUUCACGAGCCAGGCCCAGGCGCUGCAGAUGGCCUUCAUGGACGUCAAGCCCACGUGCAAGCCCAACGGCAAGACGGCGGUGCUCUUCCACGGCAAGAACUUUUGCGGCCCGACGUGGGAGGAGACGAUCCGCGUGCUGGCGGCGCGCGGCUACCGCGUCGUGGCCCCCGACCAGAUCGGCUUCUGCAAGAGCACCAAGCCCGACGCGUACCAGUUCUCGCUCAACCAGUUCGCCUACAACACGCGCGGCCUGCUCAACGCCCUGGGCGUCGGCAACGUCACCGUCCUGGGCCACUCGAUGGGCGGCAUGAUGACGGCGCGCUUCGGCCUCCAGUACCCCAGCACCAUUGACGAGAUGGUCAUGGUCGACCCCGUCGGCCUCGAGGACUACGUGCAAAAGGGCGUCCCCUACAUCAGCAUCGACGACUCCAUCGUCACCGAGGCCGCCUCCACCUACACGAGCAUCCGCGGCUACGAGCAGGCCGUCUACUACGUCGGCCAGUGGAAGGCCGCCUACGACACCUGGGUCAACAUGCUCGUCAACAUCUACAACGGCUCCCGCCGCAACGCCUACAUCAAGAACCAGGCCCAGAUCGUCGACAUGGUCCUCACCUCGCCCGUCGCCCACUACUUUGGCGACAUCAAGCCCCGCACCCUCCUCAUCGUCGGCGACAAGGACAAGACGGCCAUCGGCUCCCAGUGGGCGCCCCCGGCCGUCGCUGCCCAGCUCGGCCACUUCGACGUCCUGGGCCCCGAGGUCUGCGACCAGAUCCCCAACUGCACCCUCCAGCGCUUCGCCGACCUGGGCCACGCGCCCCAGAUCUCCGACCCGGACCGCUUCCACAAGGUCGUCGUCGACUGGCUGCACUGGAAGACGUCGUGA